UUGCAAAUACACCAGCAGAGGGCAGUGAACAUUUCUCUCGCAACAUGGCAAAUCCUCGUGUUUUCGUUCUGUCGGCUAAAAAUUUAUUAAACAAUUACGGCUUGGCCAAGUGCAAUCUCGCGAUUUUCGGAUACAGAGAAUACAGUGUCUUUCCGAAGAGUUACAUUAAUCCGACAUUCAGGAAAGAUGAGCAGGAAACAUUGCUUCAAAGCGAAGAGGCCAAAAUAGUCAGUCAUUCUUUGAUCCGACCGGCAUUGACGACUGAUACAUCCUCCGAAUUUUACGAUCCUAUAGUGCUGAAAUUCAUAAAUGUUCUUAUGAAAAAGGGGAAUAAAGUAUUGGCAAAAUUUCUGGUGACCAAAGCUUUCGAGAAUGUCAAGAGAAUACAGAUUCAACAUUAUCACAAGGCAAUGGACGAAGAGAAGAAGAAGAUCGAGCUGGACCCAUUUUCGAUCUUUCAUCAUGCUCUCACCAAUUGUACACCAGUUUUGCAUUUGGAAUCGUAUAAAAAAGGUGGAAUCAAAUAUCAGGUACCAGCACCAAUUAAACCCAAAUUAGCACAGCAUAUAGCAAUGAAAUGGUUGAUAGAGGCUGCUAAUAGUAAAGAACAUGAGGAGAGAUUUUACACUACAUUAGCCAGGGAAUUAGUGUUGGCUUCUCAGAAUCAGGGUGGUGCUGUUAGACGGAAACUGGAAUUACACAGGAAGUGUCAUGAGAACCGGGCUUACGCGCACUUCAGGUGGAUGUAGAUGUAGUAAACGUAGACUUUAUAUAUAAAUAAAAUAAUUAAAAAAUGCAACGACUA
Molecule: messenger RNA, 805 nt
Organism: Dinoponera quadriceps
Lineage: Eukaryota; Metazoa; Arthropoda; Insecta; Hymenoptera; Formicidae
Gene: mRpS7
Product: 28S ribosomal protein S7, mitochondrial
Exons: 5
Coding region: 45-749 (234 amino acids)
Biological process (GO): translation; ribosomal small subunit assembly
Cellular component (GO): ribosome
Molecular function (GO): mRNA binding; rRNA binding; structural constituent of ribosome
Source: RefSeq, a predicted model, not a curated record